This is a messenger RNA of Gregarina niphandrodes, 1005 nucleotides long. RefSeq names its product putative reverse transcriptase. Lineage: Eukaryota; Apicomplexa; Conoidasida; Eugregarinorida; Gregarinidae. Bases 1 to 1005 code for a protein of 334 amino acids. The transcript has a single exon. The record is from RefSeq and is a predicted model, not a curated record.
AUGAAGAUCGACUUAUCGAAGGCAUUCCAUGCUAUCCCCAUCGCGGAAGACCAGACGAACUACUAUCCGUUUCUCGGUAUGGACGGCACUGCGUAUAGAUACAUGCGCAUGCCUAUGGGUGCAAUGUGUGCCCCUAAGCACUUCGCGGUCGUAAUGAUGAAAGUGCUGGGACAGCUACUCGAUAUUGAUAAGACACACGUAAGGUCUUAUCAAGAUGAUAUAAUAGUAGCCGGGGAUGAUAGAAAAGAAUGUUUCGACCGAUACGGUAGAGUGAUACGUCACCUACGCGAGUAUGGCUUCAAAAUCAAUAAAGAGAAGUCAUCUACGAAUACUACACUAGUGAUACUCGGUUACGAAUUCACUAAAGAGUCUAUUGGAAUACCCAAAGACAAAGCUGAACAGAUUAGAAAAUUACUACGUUCAGAAUGUGUAGAUGGUAUAACGCGAGCGACGCACCAAUUAUCCUAUUAUAAGAUGAUCCAUAGGACGGGCGUUCGAAACUCGUUGACGAAGAUACGUCAAAUAUUACUAAAGACGAAACACGUAACAAACGUGGUCAGAGAUUUAAUAGAUGCAGUCGACUCCCCAUGGGAAAUCGAACGAAUAAGACCCUCUAAGGGCAAUACGAUAACGAUAUAUGUCGACGCAUCAGAUACGCAAGCUGGGAUGGUGGUAACGUACAACAAUCAGAAAGUUAUGGCAGAGUCGAUUCCAUUAACGAAGACAUCGACAAACUUAGCAUCGUACAAGGAAAUACAAGGCGCUUAUAAGCUGCUAACGAGAUACAAGUCUGCGAUAGACUUCAUCGAUAAGAGUGCGAGGAAGAUUAUCGUAACGGACAAUAUACGACUUUGGCAGGCCCUCGAGAGACGAGAGGAACCGCGCAACGACUUAGAAGUAUAUGCAGCACGCAUUCGAGCCUUAUAUAAGGCAGCGUACCAGCAUAUCCCAGGAGGCCAGAACCCGGCCGAUUUUUAUUCAAGGAGACACCGUCUCCUCUCUUAA